Molecule: messenger RNA, 1508 nt
Organism: Carica papaya (papaya)
Lineage: Eukaryota; Viridiplantae; Streptophyta; Magnoliopsida; Brassicales; Caricaceae
Source: RefSeq, a predicted model, not a curated record
UACCCGGCAAUUUACUAGAAAGCUCUCUCUCUCUCUCUCUCUCUCUCUCUCUCUCUCUCUCUUUGAUUCUUCAAAGCCAAGGGAGAGAAAAAUUUGAAACUAAAAUCUCCAUUACAGUUUUGAUUUUGCUGGAAACCUGGCAAUACAGAUUUUCUUUCUUAAGGCAGAAACUGCUGCUGGCAUCAAUUGCCCCACAUUUGCUUCUAGGCGAAAAUUACUUGCUUUUUUCACUGCAAGUAAUACUUCUCUGCUUGGGAUUUUUGAUUGAUUUACAUGGCGGUGGCAUUUUCCCAUCUGUCAUGGUGGUUGUGGAGUGGGAAGCAUCUAGAGCCCAGAAUCUCAAAUGGGUCUUCUCUAACUUCUUCGUCGGAUUCGGGUCUGUGGGAGGCAGAUCAUCUGAAAUUCCCUCUGGUUAAAGGUGCUAAAAUGGCAUCCUCAUCUAGGAGGGUCAAGCGCAAAUGGCAUAGUCGGGAAGAGAGAAAAAUUGAUAGGGAAUACGACGUUGUUCUAGUGCCAUCUGAUGGUGGAUGCGUUUCAGGGUCUGAAUCUGAUGGUUCAGAUUAUUCGAUUGGAUGGUUGGAGCCUCAUGGGCCUGGAUUCCAGAGUGAUGAUGAUAUGGAUAACAGCUUCGCUGUGCUGGUUCGAUGUUAUGGGCAGAGUCAAGAGCAUGUGAUGGAAGAUUCAAAGAAUAAUGUUUUGGGUGCUGUUGUGAAAAUACCGGAUAGUUACCCUCUCGUAUAUGAAUUCGAUUUGUUGGAAAAUGUGAAGUUAUGGUACAUUUGAUGAAUCUAUCCCGGAAAUUUGCGAUCUAGGCUGACCUUUUCCUCAUCUUUGGCUGGAUUGGAUAUGCAGAUAGCAAGAAAUACAUGGAACAAUUUCUUUAUUCCCUCCAGAACCAUUGAUCUUCUGGAGCAGCAGCAUCUUAUGGAUAUCCUGCUUGCUUUAAUCUCUAGAUUUCUAUAAAUAUUGUAUAAAGUGUAAUAUAGAGAUAUAAAACUGGAGAGAAAGAAGGAAUCUCCAAAAAAAAAAAAUGAUGAUUAGAGAAGAAAAGAAUUUAGUAGUCACCCUAGUUUAUUAUUGGUGUUGGAGUUGCCUGCUAAUAUUAACAAAUGAGCAGCUGAAAGUGAAGGUCCCUGAGAUUUGAACUGAAAUAAACCGGGAAAGAGUUGUCGCGGUGGUUGAUGGUGUCAUCCUCCUUGCCAUUCCAAAUUCAAGGAGAAAUUGCAGCGUGAAUGCUAGCUGGUGAGGAAGAAGAGGGUUGGCUGCAACUAUUGAUUAGUUAGUAUUUUAAGGAGAGAAAUGGAACUGGUUAGUAUUUUCGUCCCCUUUUCACUGCGAGUGUGGGUUCGAGUUUUGAGCUAUUCUAUUCGAUAUUUGUGAGAGGACAAUUUAUUGAAGAAAAAGGGGGAAUGUGUUGUGCUUGUUUGCUUUUUCAUUCUUUUAUGUAAAUAUCAAUGUACAUAUAUGGCUUCAUUUUAUUAAUGUAAAUAACUUUUCUAUUUGAUCAA